AUGAAGCUGGAUAUACUCGGCCCGUUGGUGAUUUUCAUCCUAUAUCUUCAGGAAGAUUAUGGAGACGAGGUUAGUUUGAGUGAAGGGCCAUGGUUUUCCGGGGUUACCCUGGCCCGAUUUACCGGUUCGAGCGGAAAAUGCGGCCUGUUUUUACGGAACUUAAAGGCUCUGAUUACAUGCAGCUUCCUCGUAUUUAUGAUAAAGGAAUGGAAACGGCUGAAGGAAUUGAGUGGUAUUUAA
This is a messenger RNA of Morchella importuna, 240 nucleotides long. RefSeq lists its product as uncharacterized. The coding region runs from base 1 to 240 and encodes 79 amino acids. Lineage: Eukaryota; Fungi; Ascomycota; Pezizomycetes; Pezizales; Morchellaceae. The transcript has 2 exons. The record is from RefSeq and is a predicted model, not a curated record.